Molecule: messenger RNA, 1590 nt
Organism: Hemicordylus capensis (graceful crag lizard)
Lineage: Eukaryota; Metazoa; Chordata; Lepidosauria; Squamata; Cordylidae
Gene: LSMEM1
Product: leucine rich single-pass membrane protein 1
Exons: 4
Coding region: 151-561 (136 amino acids)
Source: RefSeq, a predicted model, not a curated record
GAAAGGACACUCCGUUAACUUUCAGAGCUGAGCUUGCAGGCUCAGGAGAGACACUCUAAUGGAUUUCCAGAAGACAAGGGGAACAGCAUACAAAAUGUUUCCUGCUGGAACAUGAUUCUGGAAUUCUUCUGAACAGAAGCUUAGCAGGGCAUGAUGGAGAAUUCUUCUUUUGGAAAUGACUCCCAUGAUGAACGAAAACUUUACGCUGUUGAUUCCUUAAACAACUUAAAUGAACAAAGACUUUGUGUGGCUCGAUCUCAUUACCAAACAGUCUGGGAAGAGAACUCAGACAGUGAUGGCUGUUUGGCGAUGCAAAGCAGCAUGAAAUGCCCAAGCUGGUUCUUUGUAACUUUGAUCAUUACUUUAAUUGUCAGCUUGGCACUUGUUUCUUUUGUAAUAAUCUUAAUAGUUCAUACUGGAGACAAGAUGGAUGAAGUGUCCAAAAAAAUUGUUCAAGAAAGGAAGAGCAUUGAAGACCUUCAAAAAUUAAAUGACAUGAUUUUACAAUACCUAAACCAGACAGACUGGAUGGAGAAUAUAGGAAACCUCAGCACAGUCUGAAGAGGACAAUCAACUCUGGAUCUUCCAGACUAUUGACUACAGUCAGACUAUUGACUGAAUAUCAGGGCAAUGGGUUACUCUGCAUAAUAAAAUCUAUUCUCAGUCUGGCUACUUUGUGUAAUAAAAUCUAUUCUCAUUUAAUUUCAGACAUAUUCUGUGCAUCAGAGCUUUUAUUAAUCAUUUUGUAGACCCCAGAACUCAGAGCAAACUUAGAAAAGAAGCUGCUGAGAGUUAGUUUUUACCACUAAGGAUUGUAGUUUUAUUCCACUUGCAGGUUCUCUGUCAUUCCUUGGAUAUUGUCGGAUAUUGUCAUAUUUGUCAUAUUCGUAUAUUGAUCAAUGGAUGGUUGAGCUUAGUGUAGGCAUUUGAUUUUGAAGUGCUGCAUCUAAAUCAACAGUUACAAACUGUUAUAUGCAGAUGGCGUAACAUACUGUAUUGUGGUUUACAUUUCUAGCUCAGUACAAAUGUAGAAUAUAAAUUAAUAAUAGUGUCUAUUUUCUAUGAGGCAGCAUGUGUUAGUAGUUGUGCAUAAUAAUGCAUCUAGUGCAUUCUGUACUGUAGGAUAUGCAAGUGCAGGAGUAUGGAUUUUACUGCUUUGCAAAGCAUACUUCAGAAUUUAUAGAAGUGAUGAAUUCAUUGUUGAGUCACACAGAUUUCCAGAUAGGCAUGAUCAAUGCAGGUUCAGCAUUUUGUGGAAACUUUUGUCUGUUUGGCUUAAGAUGUAAAUAUCCUUUUUACUGAGAAAGUUGUAAGCUUUAUUCAAAUGUUGUAUUGUACAAGUGUACACAUGUCUGUAACCCACACUAAACCUAGAUUUGAAUAAUUAUGUGAACCAGGCCACAGUGUGAACAGGGCUAUAGAUACACACGAACACACACACAUUUUUUAUUGCUUUUGUCGACAGGCAAGUUAUUGUGUUGAUUCAUUGCCAAUGGUGCUCUGAUUCAUUGACCCACUGUCUCUUUUAUUUUGACAGUUGCUAUUAUGAGCAAAUUGUGAUCUUUUGUAAUUAAAGUAUUAGAUUGUCAA